This is a messenger RNA of Drosophila hydei, 1010 nucleotides long. RefSeq lists its product as uncharacterized. The record is from RefSeq and is a predicted model, not a curated record. NCBI's taxonomy places the organism in Eukaryota, Metazoa, Arthropoda, Insecta, Diptera, Drosophilidae. Bases 199 to 975 code for a protein of 258 amino acids. The transcript has 3 exons.
AGCUACGUUGCAAUUGUGUGUCUGUCUGCGCUGCUGGCGGGUCGUGUGCUAGCGGCAUCUGUGGCCACGCCGGGCUGCGGUGGCAGUACCUCGUCCAAGGACAUUAAGCUGGUGAAUCCAUCGAAUCCGCCACGCGAAUGCGAAUAUCACAUCAAUGCGUACAGCAAAUACGUUUGCCAACUGCGCAUUGAUUUCGCCAUGCUGCUCGCUCAGCCAACGCUGCAGCAGCAGCCGCAGACGGGCCUUAGGACCGCCGAGUGCACUCAGGACUACUUCGAGGUGAACGGACUGCGUCUGUGUGGCACGGAGGUCUGGCAGCAUAUCUAUGUGCCCUUCAACGCCUCGGCAGGUGUUAACCGUGUCGAUCUGCUCAUUUCGCUGGCGAAUCGUGCUGGCGGCGUAUCCUUGCCCACUCCCGAAUGGAAUAUGGUGGUCACACAGCUCGAAUGUCCAGCUGGCGCUUCAGUGCGUGAGCUAGCCCCGCUGGAUGUGCAGCAGCCAGAGAUGCGCAGCAGUUCCUUUAAGGAUGGCUUUCUAGUGGCGCCACCCGGCUGCUUGCAGUACUUCCCCGAGGCGAAGGGCGUGGUCAAGUCCUUCAACUACAACGAUGGCAAUGGCGUCUAUCCAUCGCACAUGAACUAUGCCAUCUGCUUCAGACGGACUAAAGAUACCUCCUCACUCAACAUUCGCUCGUACUACUUCCACGUGGGCGCUGAGACCUCCGCCAACUCCUUGAUGACGGACAGCUCCUGUUAUCGCAGCGGCAGCUCGAGCGUUGCGAACGCGGACUUUUUGAUGGUGCCACAGGCUACGCUGGUGGAUAGAAACGAACGCGCCACCUACUUCUGUGGCGCCACACAAGGCGACGUGGUCAUCAACAGCAACAACCCGGGUCCUUUGCUGGUGCUUUUCAACAGCGACGAAAUCUACGACUCGAAUGAUGCAGGUUUCGCCUUUACCUACACCGUGGCCUAAAAAGCUUUUCAUGAUGCGAGCAUUCGCUAAAUAAA